AUGUCUGCAAGCUCCAGCGCCCAAGCCGCCACCUCCAACGCCGCCGCCUCCUCCGUAAUUCCCGCGAACGCCGAGCCGCUCCCAUCGUGGUGGCCCACGCGCUUCAUGGACAAGGAUGACGAUGACCAGAGGCAAAACUUCCUGGACAUCGUCGAGCUCCGCAUACUCGAUCUUUAUGAUUAUCUCAACGUGCCGGAGGUAGACCGCCCUCGAUUUGAGCACAACUGGAGAGUUGAAUGGGGCAACUUGAACCCCAUACUUUGCCGACUAUUCAAUCAGAUCAGCAAAAAUGGCGCCAAGGGCAACUUCAAGAAUAUGAAACACGCUAGAGUUAACUUCCGCCCGCCGAAGAAGAGGAACGAGAUUGGAGAUAAGUGGUGGGCGACGGGCACGACGCUGAAUGACCCCAUCCCCCCGCAACCGAAGACGAGGUCUUCCGACAAGAAGUCGAAGACGACACCUUCGACGUCGUCUUCUGCAUCCAAGCCGGCGCCGACUACUACUUCCCAUCCGGCGCCGACCACUUCCCAUCCGGCGCCGACCGCCCCCAACAAUCCGUCAACUUCAUCUGCGGCGCCGGCGCCAGCGCGCCCAACAACAGCUCCUCGGCCCCCACUCCAGCGCAAUCCCCAGCUAGCCCCCCUGACGAUGCGAGCCGAGCUUCCCAACGCCGAUGUCGAGGAGGAGGAGGAGUCGCCAACGCCCAGGCGCCCCAGGGUGAUGCUGACACUACCCAGAAUCCCCAGUACUCCUCCCGAAGACGAUGGCAGGCCUGCAGGCAAGACACGGGCGCCGGCGCCGCCAGCUAGCUCUGCUGUCCCGAUCCAGGCGCCGGCACCCACGAGCGCCGGCGCUGCCACUAGCACCAGCACCAACCAGGCCGCGCCGAGCGGUUCUGCCAGGGCAGCACGAGACGGUAUUCCGGCGUUCGAUCAGUACCGUGUUCCACAUCGCUCAUUGUUUCGGACAGAUUGGAAUCGACAAGGGAUUUCGGGAUUCAACGUCAGUGUUCCAACAAGCGAUCAGGAAGCUUUCGAUGUCUACAUUCAGAGGGUAACUGACCACCUCGGGAGGAUCCACGAUGCCCUUGUCAGGCGCGAGGUGCUGAUCAAUAACGCCCUCGUUGAUCUUGACGACAGCGUGGCCCUGAUGCGUGAAGAGUUGGGGGCGUUUAAGAACGAAAUGAGGGAACAGCUGGCGGAGAUCAAGCUGAAGGGGUCCGAAGAGGAAUCCCGCAUGGCUGUAGAUCCGGCGCUGUGA
Molecule: messenger RNA, 1260 nt
Organism: Coniophora puteana RWD-64-598 SS2
Lineage: Eukaryota; Fungi; Basidiomycota; Agaricomycetes; Boletales; Coniophoraceae
Exons: 7
Coding region: 1-1260 (419 amino acids)
Source: RefSeq, a predicted model, not a curated record